AUGCCCAACUAUCCAUCGGCACCGCUGUCGGAUCCUGACUCAUGGAUUCGCUUGCUUUGGAUUGAGCCUGGGUCCGACGAUGAAACAAUCCGCUGCCACCUUCACCACUUCGAACUAAGUUCGUUGCCCCCAUUUGAGGCAUUAUCAUAUUGUUGGAAUGAGGAGACAUUUGGAGAGAGUACUGUGGAGACGGUUAAAAUAUUCUGCAAUCUAGAGCAAACCUCGGUCACAAAGAAUUUGUACCUGGCUUUGAAACGCCUGCGAUUUGAGAACGGCCGGUUGGUUUGGAUUGACCAGCUCUGCAUCAACCAGGAAGAUGAAGACGAGAAAGCAAGGCAAGUGGGAAUAAUGCGCAAAAUAUAUUCAAAAGCAUCAAGAGUAUGGGUUUGGAUUGGUCAGUUCGAAGAGAGGGAAAUUCAGAUCCAUCUUGAGUGCCUCUCUGAAGUCGUCCAUCAGAUACGGAAAAAAUGCUUCCACUUCUGGCAGAAUCCGGCCCACAUUUCCUUCGAACAGCUCAAGAAGCAGUGCCGCGCAGGUGCAAGAUCAAGAGAAGAUAAAGAACGGAGAAUGGGAAACUUUGACCUGACGUCAAGGAACGAAAGUGGCAAAACUGGUUUAGGAUAUCAGCUAUUGACAAUGAUAUAUGACAGGGAUUGGUUUGAAAGAAUUUGGGUUAUCCAAGAAGUUGCGGCAGCUGCAAGAGUUUCGGUCAUAUAUGGCGACUUUCACAUCAAUCCUACGGUACUUGCUUUCGUUGCCGAAUGGCUUUCCACGUUAGGCGACGACGCGAGACGUCGAGGCUACCUCGUACAAUCUUACGAAAGCACACGAAACUGCGCCUUCACCCUUGGGACAAUGUUCGGAUCUGCUAAUAAGGCCUUCUCUCUUUCAGACCUAAUGCUGCAAACAAGAGAUUUCAAAGCAACGGAUCCUCGAGACCGAGUGUAUGCUUUAAUUGGCCUCUGUAAAGAGAGUCGAUUGGGUAUCGACGCGUUCAGGAUUGACUACACUAGAGAUUGCAGAGAACUGUAUCGUGACGUUACGCGAGCCCUGAUCGUCGAAUCUCAAUCCCUAAACAUAUUGUCAGGAGCUCCCGGACUACUACCCGACCCCGUCGGAAGUGUUGCCUCGUGGGUCCAAGACUGGACUCAAACGUACCAUGAACUACCAGAGCCGUUUAUGGCGAGUAGCAUAGGCAAGACAUUUAAGGCGUCAGAUGAUACCCCGGUCCAACUACAAUGGACCGGGGACCUUAAUGUCUUGAGAGCCAAAGGAAUCAGAGUUGAUAUAGCCCAGAGAGCUUUCGACAUCAGCCUUUUCUCAGGGCAGCGACAACAACCAACCCUGAGAGAUCUGUGGCAAGAAAUCUCACAAGAGCUUGGCGGGAAAUUAGCACAAUACCCGACUGGAGAGACUUUAUGCGCCGCUUUCACAAAGACCCUGACGGCAAAUCAUAAUUAUAUGGGCGUACCGGCAGGUGAUGAUAAGAAUUUCGAGCUUGACGCUUCAAAUUUCUGGCUGUCUGCCAUUGGCGAAGAUUUGGUGGUACACGGCAAAGCCGGAAAGGUGGCCUGGCGUGAAUUCUUCAGGGGACCAAAAAUCCCAAACGAGUCUUUUAUUAAUGCUAUCAAUCGAGUCUGUCCUGGACGGCGAUUGCUCCUAACCCAGAAGGGGUAUCUAGGAUUAGGACAUACGUAUCUUCAGCAAGGAGACAUCAUUGUUGUUCUUUUCGGUGGCCCUACACCGUAUCUGCUAAGAGAGAAGCAAGGAGCCAACUCUUACACUGUUGUUGGAGAGUGUUAUAUUCACGGGUUAAUGGGUGGUGAGGCUGUAAGAUCGUGGAGGAGUGGUUUCUUUCAAGACAAAUAUUUUAACCUUACGUAA
This is a messenger RNA of Cladophialophora psammophila CBS 110553, 1884 nucleotides long. RefSeq lists its product as uncharacterized. The transcript has 3 exons. The coding region runs from base 1 to 1884 and encodes 627 amino acids. The record is from RefSeq and is a predicted model, not a curated record. NCBI's taxonomy places the organism in Eukaryota, Fungi, Ascomycota, Eurotiomycetes, Chaetothyriales, Herpotrichiellaceae.